GCACUCCACAAUGUCGCCAUUGUUCCACGUGAAUAAUGCUUUUACGGAUUUUGUUCUCUUUGAGCAGUGACUUUGCAAGGACUAUCUAGAGUUCCUCCGCGUCGCGCUAGCAAAGUUUGAUUUUUGAUCGACCGGGCGGCGCGAGUAAUCCAGGUUCCAGAAUGUGAAUCGAUAAGCUCGAACUUACAUCCAUGAAGUCGUACACCAGUGAAGGGUCAGCAUUACAUUUAGAGGCACUGAGAGGUAUGGCUCGCGACGAAAGUAAUGAGAAGCCGGCGUGUAGCUUCCCUUGGCCUCUCGUGUUUGUUUGUUCGUGGGAUUUUUUUUUCCCCAUUUUUUCCAUUUCCGAGCUCUCAUUUACUCACUCGCUAUGAUCCGAAACUCGUUGUGGAUGCACGGGACACGGCCACCAUGUCCUUUGACAGGGCCCUUGUUAAAGGACAGGAAAAGUAUCAGGAGCUUUCAAUUCGGCACCACCAGCAUUCGAUUUUCUGUGCAGCCAUGGCAUAAAAAAAAGGAUUUUUUUCUUCGCAGGGAUGGUGACGAUGGCGACUGGUCUCCAUCCAAGUAAUCGGGGUUUAGGUAGUGGGAUUCUUUAGGGCUCUUAUUCUCGCGCUAGGGCUGUGGCGGGCGAUGGCGCUGCUGGGAGACGGCGCUGUGACAGCGCCAGUGUCAAUCGGAGGCGCUGAUCGCGCAGCGUGCCUCGCAAGUUUGACUUUGCGCUCGCGAUCGAGGAGAUUUAAGCCGCGAUCUCCAGCUGUAGCGGCUUGUACGUCGUCAGUGGAUGGUCGGGCUAGUUUUGAUAUCGAGGCAAAGGAUCUGUUUGUGGAGGUACGGGGUGACACGGGGCUUCUUGUACCCGUGCUCAAGAAUUGUUCCAUUCGAAUCCCGCAAGGACAGCUCUGGAUGCUCCUCGGGCCCAAUGGAUGCGGGAAAUCGACACUGCUCAAGUGCCUUGCAGGGCUGAUGAGACCCUCCCGUGGACAGAUGCGUGUGGCACAGCCAAAGAGCUUUGUCUUCCAGAAUCCGGAUCACCAGGUACCUCUAGUUGAUAGCCAGUUUUUCACUUCUCGUUGUUUCCACCAGGUUGUCAUGCCUACAGCCGAAGCAGAUGUUGCGUUCGGGCUUGGGCGCCUACAAUUAACGCAAGAGGAGGUCCGGGACCGAGUUUGGAGGUCUCUUAAAGCCGUGGGGAUGGAGAACUACUUACAGCGUCCUAUACAGACGCUAAGUGGUGGUCAAAAGCAGCGAGUGGCCAUCGCGGGGGCGCUUGCAGAGACAAGCCGGGUGCUUCUACUGGACGAGUUAACGACUUUCUUAGACGAAACCGAUCAGGUUGGAGUGUUGGAAGCUGUCCGACGAGUGGUUGCUGGCCCGCCUUCAGUAACGUCCCUGUGGGUAACUCAUCGUCUGGAGGAGCUUAACUACGCAGAUGGAGCUGCCUAUAUGGAGAACGGACGCGUUGUUUUAAGUGGAUCCGUUGCAGAUGUUGUGGACUACAUUAACCUCAAGAAAGCGGAGCUCUGACGAGUCCUCGUGCCAUGGUAUUGGAGAUUGGUGGUGUCCAGGAGGCACGAGCAAAGACUUUUAUAAUGCGGAGAAUUGUGUUCGUUAUCAAUGCCGCGGCUUUAAAAGCUCCCACGACGAUCUCCAUGAUACGGUAUGUGUUGUGUCUGCUCUACAGUGCCAGCAGAGAACUCUCACUCAUGGCAAAGCUUCCAGUGCUCGUCACUCUUCUACCAGCAGUGUUAUCAGCAGCAGCAGCAGCGCUCUCUUCGUCUCUAACAUCUCCAGAAAGCUUCCAAGCUCCGUCCCGAGUGAAGUUUUACAUGCAAGACAGGCAGCUGAUCGCGAACAGCACCGGGGUUGUAGUCGCGGCACAGGGUGGCAAUCUCACGCUCUACGGCUUUGGAACUCUGAUCGUCAUGGACGAUCCACUCACGGAGACUCCCUGCAACGAUUCCAGGCUUGUGGGACGCGGGCAGGGCAUGUACCUGGUGGAGUCGAGGUCCGACUUUCAUUUGCUCGUCUCCUACUCGGCGUUUCUUGAGACUUCCAGCUACAACGGGAGCUUGGUGUUCCAUGGCUCGUACAAGGCGCUCCAGUCCCCGAGAGAGCUUCCAGUGAUCGCCGGGACGGGGGACUUUAGAGGAGUCCAGGGAUACGCGAUUGUCACCACUGCUGUGGAUCAUGGAUUGUACGUGGUGCUCCAAGUGGACUGCUACUUGACUCAAAGAAUGUAGAAGAAUCUUUAUAUCGAAAACUAAGUUACCAGA
Selaginella moellendorffii is the source of this 2276-nucleotide messenger RNA. RefSeq names its product ABC transporter I family member 10. The record is from RefSeq and is a predicted model, not a curated record. Lineage: Eukaryota; Viridiplantae; Streptophyta; Lycopodiopsida; Selaginellales; Selaginellaceae. The transcript is spliced from 7 exons. Gene Ontology annotation, molecular function: ATP hydrolysis activity; ATP binding. Gene Ontology annotation, biological process: transmembrane transport. Gene Ontology annotation, cellular component: chloroplast envelope; membrane. The coding region runs from base 634 to 1527 and encodes 297 amino acids.